UCCGCCGCGCGCGCAUACCCGACACGCUGUUCUGAUAGACCCGGAUACGGCGCGCCGAGACCAACUUCGAAUAAAUCAAAUGGGAAACUUUUACUUUCGCGCGUGAUUGAACCGUUCGUGUUAUACCGAUUGAUCAGUGUACGUGCGUGAUAUGAUAUGCGUUAGUGUUAAAAGAGAUACUUUUUCUCAUGUUUGAAAGAGACAAUUGCAAAAUGUUUCUGUGUGUAUGCCUUGUUAUUUGGAGCGGUGCCCUCGUGCCGGCUCUGGCCCAAGGCGAUCGACGUUGUGGUCACCCAGCAGUGCCACCAAAUGCAAGAGUAUCUCUGAACACUACGGACAUCGUGGCCGGAACCGUUGCGACCUACGAAUGUGACGAAGGGUAUGAACUCUUCGGAGCACAUCAAAGGGAAUGCACGCUACGAGGUGACUGGUCCGCAGAUAUACCAUUUUGCGGCACAAACGUGGCUUUUCGAAAGCCUGCGAAUCAAUCGACAACCGUGAGGGGAGGCAGCGCCAGCAAUGGCAACGAUGGUGAGAAGACGACUGAGCACGAUGGAAAACAGUGCACCGAAACACUGAGGGAAGCGUCUCCAUGGUGGCAAGUUGAUUUACUUCGCCACUAUGCCGUCAAAGUCGUCAGAGUUACUACCAGAGGCUGUUGUGGACAUCAGCCACUGCAAGAUCUAGAAAUUAGAGUUGGGAACAGCAGCAGCGAUCUUCAGAGAAAUCCUCUAUGCGCCUGGUUUCCGGGAACGAUUGAUGAAGGAGUAACGAAGACGUUCACUUGCGCUCGACCUCUGAUCGGGCAGCAUGUGUUCCUGCAACUAGUCGGCGUCGAAGGUUCCCUAUCGUUGUGCGAAGUCGAGGUCUUCACAACGGAAGAAUUCUCCAACGAUCGAUGCGCACCUGCUGGGUCGUCGGCGGACAUAGAACUGGCGGCAUUCGCUAGAAACUGUUACGAAUUCAACGUAGCGAAGGGUGCUUCUUUUGAAGAUGCUAGGCGACAAUGCCAAGCACACGGCGGAGACCUUAUACAUGGAUUUCAGGGAGCAACAUCAAGCUAUUUAAUUCAGGAAUUGGAAAGACGGAAAACACAGUUGAAGACACAACUGGUUUGGAUUGGUGCGCAAAAGGAGCCUGGACUAACUUCUCGAACGUGGAAAUGGGUUGAUGGUGAAACUGUGUCAAAGCCGGCAUGGGGAAAGGAUCAACCAAACAAUUAUAAUGGAGAGCAAAACUGCGUAGUGCUGGAUGGAGGCCGCGCGUGGCUCUGGAACGACGUUGGCUGCAAUCUGGACUACCUGCACUGGAUCUGCCAGUACCUACCGGCAACCUGCGGGAGCCCCGAUAAACUUUUGAACACGACAAUCGAAGGGAACAAUUACAAAGUCGGAUCUUCCAUAGCUUAUAAAUGCCCAGAAGGUCACAUGCUCGUCGGAGAUAAAACUAGAGAGUGUGAAAAUGACGGAUUUUGGUCUGGUACGGCGCCUAGCUGCAAAUAUGUAGAUUGCGGUGGUUUGACUCCUAUUCAAGAUGGAGAUGUUGCACUAGUAGAUAGCCGAACAACUCACGGUGCAAGAGCCGUGUAUUCUUGCAAGGAGAACCAUACUUUAGUAGGGGAACAGGAACGUGUUUGUGGCGACGAGGGGAUUUGGGAUGGAGAAGCUCCCAAGUGUCUGUUCGAUUGGUGCCCCGAUCCGCCGCCCGUCACCGGGGCUACAUUUGACAUCGGAGGCCACAAAGCCGGCUCGCUGGCUACUUAUACUUGCCAGAAUGGCUUUAUACUUUUUGGAUCACCGAGUGUGACAUGUAAUCUCGGUGGUGUCUGGUCGGGAACACCCCCCUCCUGCAAGUACGUAGACUGUGGUACCCCAGCGCAAGUGCAUAAAGGAUCGUUCAGGCUACUAAACGGCACAACUACAUAUGGAUCUAUAGCCCAAUUCAAUUGUGAACCUGACUACUGGCUGGCUGGAACUGAUAUAUUGACCUGCAAUCGCGAUGGAAAGUGGUCUCAUGAUAUUCCUUCAUGUGAACUAAUAUCUUGCCAAGACCCGGAGGUCCCGGCAGGCGGAUAUAUGGAAGCCUACGACUACAAUGUGCACUCAACAAUCGAUUUCCAUUGCGAGAAAGGACACAAGCUUGUUGGCGAGCCCAACUUGACUUGCCAGCAAGAUGGGGAGUGGUCAGGCGAAUCGCCCAAGUGUGAAUAUGUAGACUGUGGAAAACUGCCCCCGCUGCCUUACGGUACGUCAGAGUUACUGAACGGCACAACUCAUUUGGGCAGCGUGAUUCAAUACGCGUGUACAACCAACUACAGACUUGUGGGAGCUGUGAGAAGAGUGUGCACUGAAGAGUAUCAGUGGAGUGACUCAUCGCCCAGAUGUGAAGAAAUUCGCUGUCCCGAGCCAAUAGUAGCCGAAAAUAGUAUAGUGUCAGUAACGGGAAACGAUCGUAUGCACGGUCGUACGCUGAUUAGAACAUCGGUGAGCACCAAUAGCGGCAAUACGUACCGCAUCGGUGCCCUUGUGAAGUAUCGCUGCGAACGAGGGUACAAGGUGGUCGGCGAGAGCCUUUCCACGUGCGAGGACAACGGCCAGUGGAGCGGAGUGACUCCAAAAUGCCAAUACGUAGACUGCGGCAAUCCCGGGCGCUUACAGAACGGCAAGGUGACGCUUGCUACGAACGCCACGUACUACGGCGCUGCAGCUCUGUACGAGUGCGACGAACACUGGCAACUGGACGGCGUGUCACGAAGGUUGUGCCAAGACAACGGCACGUGGAGCUCUGAAGCGCCAGUUUGCAAAGAAAUAACGUGCACGGACCCGUCUAUCCAAAUCAAGGGCAGUCUCGGGCUGCUUGUCGCGUCUUCAACCCUGGGCAUUGGUGGUGAAGCACAUUACCGCUGCGAUAGAGGCUACAGUCUGAAAGGGAACCAAACAAGAACUUGUAUGCCUAGAGGCGUGUGGGCUGGAACUCCACCAGUGUGCAUACCCAUCGACUGCAAAUCUCCAGGGACAAUCGAGAAUGGCCGUAUAAUCAUAUCGAAUACUUCAACGCUGUUCGGAAGCUCGAUCGAGUAUCAUUGCUUGCCCCAAUACCAGCGCGUCGGGCCUUUCUUGCGCAAGUGCUUGGACGACGGGAAAUGGUCCGGCGAAGAACCGAGAUGUGAACUGAUCAGCAAUGAGGCUGCAGAAAGCGGAGCGCUACCUCUUAGUGUUGGCGUUGGAUGUGGGGUUGUUCUCUUCCUAUUGAUGCUGUUGGGAGUCAUUUAUAUGAGAUUGCGCAAAGCGACACCAGUUAAAAAUACAGAAAACAUCGAAGGAGCCGAACGAAAGGAAGACCAAAACGCGGCAGUCAUGAGCUACGCAACACUCCACGACACUAACGGAAGGCAUAUUUACGAUCACGUGAGCGACAACCUUUACGACUCGCCAUACAGCGAGAGCUUAGCCGAAAAUGUAGCUUACGGAAGACGGAGUGACACUGACUCCGCAUACGAACCUGAACCAACAGGUCCCAGCGCAGUGGUGACUAUCAAUGGAGUGGCUGUUCGUUGAUACAUACAUUUUAUUGGUGUGAGUUAGCUACUGCUUCAUAAGCUCUGGUUUUCUAGUAUAUCGAUGCCCGCACAUAGUGGGUAAACUGCCCCUAGUGUUUUGACGUUACGUUGUCAAAAAGUGCAAAAAUCAUCUCUGGGAAACCUUGUUUCAGUUUUCAAUAGACAACUUCGCUGUGACGACACUGUUCACAAUCACAUGACAAUCUAGAAAACUUAGAGCUUUAGUGAUUAGAACUAUGAAAACAAUUAUUGUGAUGAAGUUUUAUUAAUCAGUGAUAUCAUUCUGACGUAUAAGAAAUAUUUUUCAACAUAGGGCCUGUUUUACAACCACCAGUUAAACUUUAUCUAACGAAUAAAGAUGUUAACCCUUAGUCUAGUAGACGUCAUAAUAUCAAUAUGGCAGAGGCUGGCAAGGCCUACCGCGGCCGAUUCGCGGACAUAACACUGUAAAAUUACAUGCACGUAUCGGAAAUGCACCAUCUCACUCUCUCCGCUGCGUCUCCGUCACCGCGUUCGCGCGGCCCUGUGACGUCACGGACCGGUUGAUCAUUCGUCCGUAUUUUAUCUUCGCAAGCUAUUUGAAAUAAUUUUUUCUCUGUAUUUUUGUACCACAGAUAAAAUUUAUAUUUUUGGAUUCGCUGAACAAAUAUAUAAUGUAUGUCAAAUGAUUAAUGACCCAUAAAUUUCGCGUGAAUCUAUGGCUAAUAAGAGUUAAGCGGAUUUUUUUAAGUAUUUCAUUUAUUUUGUUUAUUAUUUAUUCUAUGAAACCAAUAACUAAAAAUCUUUUAUUUAAAUUUAAUCACAACACAUCCUUUUUAGCAUAAGCAAUUAAAGAAACACAUAUCCUGCCAAGAAGAUUGGCGAUUCAGGACGCAAAACUCGAAACGGCUAAUUCAGCGCGGUCCAAAGAGCAUCGAUUUUCUACAAAAUUUCACUAAUACGGCAAAGACCUGUUUGUUUUGAGUUGCAGUCUUUGCAUAAUCAAACUAUGAAGUUAGAGCAGGAUUGUAUGAGUACUUCAAAAGAUAGAAGGUUAUCUGUGUUUUGGGCGGAACGGGUCGGUUGCCAGUCUAAUGCAAAUCCAUGUAUUGACCAUAUCGAUUGCCAGUUAUAGGGCAUGUCAAUUUUUGUAUUGGGAAUCAGUCAAAAUGACAUUCGUUAAAGUUUAUCUGGUUGUUGUGAAACAUGCCCUUAAUGCUGAUCGCCCAUUUCAACUAAUGUCAGCCGCACACGGUGAUUAACGGCCAAAAUUAAUGCUCAAUCUAUCUUUAACUUUUCGAUAAGUUACUUAGCAACGUCAAACGUUAUUUGUCAAAAACGGCCGUACAAUUUUUGACAAAUAACAAAGUUGCUAACUUAUCGACAGAUUACAGAUAGAUUGAUUUUAAUUUUGGCCGUAAGCAAAACUAAUUUGAAUUCGCCAAUGGAAUCACUAUCAGAACGCAUUUCCAGGACAGUACUUACUUUAAAAUGCGUUUUGCGGGUCGUCCAUUAAUGUGCGUUCUACUUUAGAUCAUUUUAGUAAGUAGACUAUGUACUACAAAGUUAAAAUAUCACUUUUCAGAUUUUUUUGUGUCAUAAGUCAUUAACCAAUUACUUAUAGUCAUUUUGAGUAUUCAUUUAAUAAUAAUAAUUGCGCAGGCUCAUUGCUUGAGCAAGCAUAUUACUGUUAUGUGGUUCUGUGGCGAUCAGUCAGAUUCGAAUCCGAGACCGGCGUAAGCUGCAGUGACGAGCAGGCGUGCCGUUUUAGUUCCAUCGAAAUAUAAGUGGGAAGCGCAGUUGUCAUUAUUUUUACGACUUGUUCUGGGAAUGACAAAAUGAAAAUAAUGUUCUGAAUCAAAUGGUCAUCAACCAUUACUAGGUAUUUAACCAAAGAUGUAAAAAGAGUUGGAAAUUGUAUGAAAUAUAUUUAUAUUUAUGUUAGACUAUGUGUAGGUAUGUUUUUUUAACCUUUAGCGACUUCUGUCGGGCCUUUAAAUCCGAUCGUAAUGUUGUUUAAGAUCAAAUAUCAUCGAACAAUAUUAUCUGCCUUUUUAUUUUUAUUUGCUGUAUCUUUUCGACAAGUCUAAAUACGAUAUAUAUAUGGUAAUGUAGAUGGUAAGCUAAAAAAAUAUUUGUAAAUUGUAUAUUCAAAAAAUGCAUAAUACUACUGCCAAAAAAUCCUGUUAAUUUUAUACUUACCUACUAAUAAUUUCGUUUGUACAAAAUGUUUGGGUUAUACAGAAAAUAAAAAACUAAUACCAUAAAUGCGAAAAAAUGUCUGGCUGUGCCUCUGUUACCUUUCUACGGCCCAUCUGCUUAACCGAUUACGACCAAUUUUGGCACAACGAUAGCUUGCGUCCCGAAGACGGGCAUAGGCUUUUUAUCCCUGAAAAUCAAAAUGUUUUCUAUGGGAUUCAGAAAAAAUCCAUGCAGGCUGAAGUCGCAGGCAUCAUCUACUCUACACUAAUAUUAUUAAGGGAAAAAGUUUGUAAGUUUUGAUGUAGCGGUAAUCCCCGAAACUAAUGACCCGGUUUUGAACUACCGUACGUCUUGAUCAGAGGAAAUAAUUUCAAUAUAAUAUGGUGUACUAUAUGGUAACAUAUAAGACUUAUUUUUUUUAUUUUAAGUAGGUAAGUACCGUCUUUCAACGAAUACUUCUCAGCGAAUUCAAUAAUUGUUUUAAUUAAGAUAGUUAUUAAUUACUCUUAAAUGAAUUAGGUAUAAAUUUUUAUGGAAAUACAUUCUGAUUAUUAUGAAUUCAAAUAAAGCAAUAAUAUAAUUAAACCAUAGUAAGGAGUCAGUACUUGUUCAGAAGGCAUCAAAUUAUAAAGCAUGCAUUUAAGCCAUGUAUAAACACAAGAAGUACCUAGCAAAGAUUUAUUAGAAUAGGAAUACAAACUAUUUGUGAUAAAAAUUAAAUAGGGUAAACUUAUAAAUCCUACAUAACCAUCGGGUUACGAGUAUCUUAAGAUUUCCCUCCCCCGUUAACAAAAAAAGGUAAGCUUUAGUACAUGUUUAGACCUUCAAUUGCCUAAUUUUAGCAAACCCACUAAAAUGUUACAGCACCUUGAGUUAUUUUGAGUUGAGUUAUGAGCAAUUUUUCUUUUUAUUAUUAUUAAUUGGUGUUUUAGCGAUUAUUCCACACAGAAAAAAGUUCACCCAAAAAUCCUUUUUUAAAUUUAGAAUACUGAGGUUUCGGCUAAAAAUGAUUGUUACAACCUUCACAACGUUCCGAUAUGUUUAAAACUUUUAAUUUUAAUCUAUGUUAAAUAAGUAGAAAAAUGCCUGGUAUUAAUUACGACUAAAAUAGGUAUCUUUCCAUUUCUAUUUUAUUUUAACAUUAAUGUGAUUAUUAAUGUAAGCGUUCUGUGUUUGGCUAAGGUGAUGAAGAAUAAACUUGUUGUAUUUUGUAUAAAUAUUUAAUAUAAUUAUAUUAUUGUAUCGACAUAGGAGUGCCUAUUUUUUAAUGUGUUCGUUUAAUAAAUGUAUUUUUAUAUA
Messenger RNA from Maniola jurtina (meadow brown), 7039 nucleotides. It is a transcript of the gene fw, whose product is annotated as sushi, von Willebrand factor type A, EGF and pentraxin domain-containing protein 1. The transcript is spliced from 18 exons. The coding region runs from base 189 to 3557 and encodes 1122 amino acids. The record is from RefSeq and is a predicted model, not a curated record. Lineage: Eukaryota; Metazoa; Arthropoda; Insecta; Lepidoptera; Nymphalidae.